GUUGGUAAAGUAGGGAGUUCCUGUUUGCUAAACUGUAUCCCUAUCCUUUGAGCAAAUCCAGCAUACCGAGAGGAAGGAAAGCUGCCUUUACCGACGAGCAAGCUGAAGUCAAGGGAGGACAGCUGUCCUGCGGAGGCCCAUCAGGCAUGGGUGCCUUCUCCCACCCCUGCAGGAGCACAGGCGAUAGAGUGACUGCCCCUUCCAGAAACUGGUAAGACCGUCGCGGGGACGCCUGUGCCAGGAGAGGAGGGCGGCGUCCCAGCUCACAGAGCCAUGCCCUUCGGUCUGAAGCUCCGCCGGACCCGGCGCUACAACGUCCUCAGCAAGAACUGCUUCGUCACACGGAUCCGCCUGCUGGACAGCAGCGUCAUUGAGUGCACGCUGUCCGUGGAAAGCACUGGGCAAGAGUGCCUGGAGGCUGUGGCCCAGAGGCUGGAGCUGCGGGAGACGCACUACUUUGGCCUUUGGUUUCUCAGCAAGAGCCAGCAAGCGAGAUGGGUGGAGCUGGAGAAACCGCUGAAGAAACAUCUGGACAAAUUUGCUAACGAGCCUCUGCUGUUCUUCGGAGUCAUGUUCUAUGUACCGAAUGUGUUAUGGCUUCAGCAAGAGGCCACGAGGUAUCAAUAUUACCUGCAAGUCAAGAAAGAUGUGCUUGAAGGUCGGUUACGGUGUACGUUGGAUCAGGUGAUCCGACUGGCUGGCUUGGCCGUGCAAGCUGAUUUUGGAGAUUAUAACCAGUUUGAUUCUCAAGAAUUUCUCCGGGAGUAUGUGCUAUUUCCUAUGGAUCUGGCCCUGGAGGAGGCUGUUCUGGACGAGCUGACCCAGAAAGUGGCAAAGGAACACAAGGCCCGCAGUGGGAUCCUGCCUGCGGAAGCUGAGCUGAUGUACGUGCAUGAAGUGGAACACUUGGAUGGGUUCGGACAGGAAGUCUUCCCAGUGAAGGACAAUCAAGGGAACAGCGUGCACCUUGGCAUUUUCUUCAUGGGGAUCUUUGUGAGGAACAGAAUUGGAAGACAAGCAGUAAUAUACAGGUGGAAUGACGUCGGCAGCGUGACCCACAGCAAGGCCGCCAUCCUGGUGGAGCUCGUGGACAAGGAGGAGACCGCCCUCUUUCACACGGAUGACAUUGAAAAUGCCAAAUAUAUUUCUCGGUUAUUUACUACGCGGCACAAAUUUUAUAAGCAAAACAAAAUCUGCACCGAACAGUCAAACUCUCCACCCCCUACUAGACGACAGCCCACCUGGAGCCGCUCCUCGCUGCCCAGGCAGCAGCCACACAUCCUGCCCCCGGUGCACGUGCAGCGCGGCGACCUCUACUCGGAAACGCACACCUCGCAAGACAGCAUCUUCCAUGGGAAUGACGAAGCCCUGUGUUGCAAUUCUCACAACAGCCUGGACUUAAACUUCUUAAACGGCACCAUCACCAAUGGCAGUGUGUGCAGCGUGCAUAGUGUCAACUCCCUCAGCUGCUCACAGAGUUUCAUCCAGGCUUCUCCCGUGUCCUCCAACCUCAGCAUCCCGGGGAGCGACAUCAUGCGCCCCGACUACAUCCCUAGCCACCGGCACAGCGCCAUCAUUGUGCCGUCCUACAGGCCGACCCCCGAUUAUGAGACGGUUGUGCGGCAGAUGAAGCGGGGCCUCCUGCGCGCCGACAGCCAGAGCCAGUCCCUGCGGAACCUCAGCACCAUCAGCGCCCACGCCUACCACCAGCCCGAGGAGCUGGUCUACAGCCAGCCGGAGAUGCGGGAGCGGCACCCCUACACGGGCCCGUACGCUCCACAGGGUGGCUACGGCCACAAACUUGUCGGCCCAUCUGACCAGAUCAAUGCCAAAAGUAGCACGGUGCCCAGUAAGCCAGGUGCCAGCGCCAUCUCACACACGGUGAGCACCCCGGAACUGGCCAACAUGCAGCUCCAAGGCACCCACAACUACAGCGCGGCCCACAUGCUCAGGAACUAUUUCUUCAGGCCGCCGCCCCCCUACCCACGACCCCGCCCUGCCACCAGCACUCCAGAUCUCGCCAGCCACCGCCACAAGUACGUCAGUGGCAGCAGCCCGGACCUGGUGACCCGCAAGGUGCAGCUGUCUGUGAAGACGUUCCAAGAGGACAGCUCUCCGGUGGUGCACCAGUCUCUGCAGGAAGUGAGCGAGCCCCUCUCGGCCACCAAGCACCACGGUGCUAUGAACAAGCGCCACAGCUUGGAGGUGAUGAACAGUAUGGUGCGUGGCAUGGAGGCCAUGACCCUCAAGUCCCUGAACAUCCCCAUGGCCCGCCGCAGCGCUCUCCGGGAGCAGGGGCCGCCCGAGGAGGCCACUGGGGGACACGAGGGACAUGGUCUCCCUCAGUACCACCACAAGAAGACAUUCUCGGAUGCCACCAUGCUGAUCCAUAGCAGCGAGAGUGAGGAGGAGGAGGAGGAGGAGGCGGCCGCAGAGGCUGUGCCCCGGGUACCGGGCCUGAGGGAGAGUAUGGAGUACAGUGCCCAGCUGCAGGCCGCCCUGGCCCGGAUUCCCAACAGGCCACCGCCUGAGUACCCAGGGCCGAGGAAAAGUGUCAGCAAUGGGGCGCUGCGGCAAGACCAGGAUGCCCUCCCUCUUGCCGCGGCCAGGGCCAGGGCGCCAAGGCACGGGCCGGCCAAGGCCCUCAGCGUCUCUCGGACCGAGCAGCUGGCCGUCAACGGGGCAGCUCUGGGUCCGUCCAUCUCCGAGCCCGACCUGAGCAGCGUGAAGGAGCGGGUCAAGAAAGAGCCCGUGAAGGAGCGGCCUGCGUCAGAGAUGUUCUCCCUGGAGGACAGCAUUAUAGAGAGGGAGAUGUUGAUUAGGAAUCUAGAGAAGCAGAAGACGGUGGGCCUGGAGGCACAAAGGAGACCGCUCAUGUUGGCCGCCUUGAAUGGACUCUCUGUGGCCCGAGUCUCAGGGCGGGAAGAUGGACGACAUGAUGCCACCCGAGUUCCCGUGGACGAGAGGUUCAGAUCCCUGAAGAAGAAGCUAGAGGAAGGAAUGGUGUUCACCGAGUAUGAGCAGAUUCCAAAGAAAAAGGCCAAUGGCAUUUUCAGCACUGCGGCUCUGCCGGAGAACGCGGAGCGCAGCCGGAUCCGCGAGGUUGUCCCUUACGAGGAGAACCGAGUGGAACUGAUCCCAACCAAAGAAAACAACACGGGCUACAUCAACGCCUCCCACAUCAAGGUGGUGGUAGGCGGGGCAGAAUGGCACUACAUCGCGACUCAGGGGCCCCUGGCACACACGUGCCAUGACUUCUGGCAGAUGGUGUGGGAGCAGGGCGCGAACGUGAUCGCGAUGGUCACUGCCGAGGAGGAAGGCGGACGGACCAAAAGCCACCGAUACUGGCCCAAACUGGGGUCCAAACACAGCUCAGCUACCUAUGGCAAAUUCAAGGUCACCACAAAGUUCCGGACAGAUUCUGGAUGCUAUGCAACCACAGGCUUGAAGGUCAAGCACCUCUUGUCGGGGCAGGAAAGGACCGUAUGGCAUUUGCAGUACACUGACUGGCCCGAUCAUGGCUGCCCAGAGGAUGUCCAAGGGUUCCUGUCCUACUUGGAGGAGAUCCAGUCGGUCCGGCGCCACACCAACAGCAUGCUGGAAGGCACCAAGAGCCGGCACCCGCCCAUCGUGGUCCACUGCAGCGCGGGGGUGGGAAGGACUGGUGUGGUCAUUCUCUCCGAGCUCAUGAUCUACUGUCUGGAGCAUAAUGAGAAGGUGGAAGUGCCCACGAUGCUGAGGCUCCUCAGGGAGCAGAGGAUGUUUAUGAUCCAGACCAUCACGCAGUACAAGUUUGUCUACCAAGUCCUCCUCCAGUUCCUCCAGAGCUCCAGACUCAUCUAAUCUCCCGGAUCCAGCUCCAUCAUGCAGGUGGCAGCGUCGUCACCCACGGACAACGUCUGCUCCCCAGCGGGGGCGGAUGGCUGACAGCGGACAGGAGCCAGAGUUCCAAGCAUUAUGUAUUAUUUUAUAUGAGAUAAUUUAUUUUUUUUCCUCUUUGGAAUAACUUUUGUGAAUAUUAUAAUGCAGUUUUCACAAUAAUACAGUUCUUUUUGUUUGAACCACAUGUUGACUGAUCUGCAAGUUAAGCCAUCAGUAGGAAGGUUGUCUGUGAGACGUUGUGGGGAUAGAGAGAACGCAGAAGGGCCAUCUCUAGUGAAGUUGCAGCCAGCCUGGUCAUGCACCCUGAAACUCAUCAGCUUGUGAGUUUCUAGUCAAAAAUGGCAAGAAAAAGAAUUCAUCUUGAAAUAUAAGGAACAGAGCUGAAGCCCUUUCCUUGAAGGAGAAAAUGCUCUUCUCCGACAUCGUGGCUUCAUGAGCCUUGCUGCGUAGUCGCUUUCCUCUCCCCUUUGUCUGCCCUCACUCUCGGUGAUUUCUCCUGCUCCCCUCUCCUGGAGCCCUUGUUAGAGCUGCCGGCCGUGGUGGCACCUUUAGGUCUGUGCCGGUCUCUGCUACGUCUUCCUGUGUUUCUCCCAGACCCCAGGCUGCUGGCGGUGAGGCCCUGGUGCAGCCCUCUCUCUGUCCAGCUCUGCUGCUUGCCCGGUGAAGGUAGAAUAACCGGGGUGGAAAGGGAAUGAUGGAGGAGGGCGAUAACAGUUCUGUGGAGAUGUGUGGAAUGUAAUGUCAUGGAUGGGGACCUGUAGACGAGGCUUCUGCCCACCAGUGAGUCAUUAGAAAGGUUAUAAAGGCGUCACUGGGCCCUGGCCCUGGCCACUGUGUGUCCCCGCUGUGCUGUUUAUCCGCAGGCUUUGGCUGCCGACAGCAGAGUUGACCACUUAGGGCCUCUUGUUUUGUUUUCUGGCCUCAAACUUGAUAUGUAGCCAAGGAGGACCUUGAACUUUCGCUCCUUCACUUCCCAAGUGCUGGGCUUAUAGGUGAGUGUGUCUGCCACCCCUGCCACGCUGGCCACUGUCCUCUUGAUGAACAAAGGCAGAAAAUGCCUUUUGCGGAUCCCCCACCCACCACCGUUUUCCUUCUUUUCUCUACAUAACUAACUCACCCACUGCUCAGUUACUUGUAAACUAGCCUCACUUUGAAGCUAAGUUUCCUAUAUCUAGUUUUCCUGAGUAGGAAUUUUAAUUUAGAAAAAUUUUUUAUUUUACCUAUUUGUGUAUGAGAAACAAAGAUUGAGAGACAGAGAGAGAGAAUGUGAUGAAUAAGUGAAUAUGCACACACCAGGGCCUCCUGUCACUACAAACGAGCUCCAGAUGCAUGCGCCACUUUGUGUAUCUGGCUUUGCAUGUGUCUUGGGAAAUUGAGCCUGGGCUGGGAGGCUUUGCAAGCAAGCGCCUUUAACCACUGAGCCAUCCCCAAGCCCCCGAGGGUAACUUCUCGAUUGUGGUUUUGUUGAACUGACCAUGCAGGCCGUCCAAGUCUUUACUGCUGUGUGUAUGUUGAUUUUUCUCUAAGCUGAGACAACAGAGUGGCAUCGUACCAACCAGAAGGAGAGUGCCUGGGUGACUUCUUCUCCCCUCAUGCUGGCUCCUAGGUGCCCGUGGAAGCGGGUUCUCCGGAGGCCCCUGUGGGAGAUGGUCAGCCUGCUUCCUCUCUGGCAGUGCUGGUGCGGGGGGGGGGGGGUCAUGCGAGGACUGCAUAAGUGGACUCUGUCCCACGAUGGAGAGCUCCCCUCCCCCGCCAGGGUCUGAAACUGCAACUGAGCUUUGUCGUAGGUUCGGACCCGGCUUCUUCUGAGGAGCCGAGAAUCUCAUCACUGGGGGAGGCAGAGCGGCCUUCCUUUUCCCGGAGGCUUUUGUCUUCGGGACAUUUGAGUCGUUGGUUCUGUCUACGGGUCUACCGUGUGAUGAAGGACGUCAGCGCUUGCCUUUUGUCUCUAUGUCUCUGUGUGGGAGAAUGUCUGCUGUGGGCACCAAUACAUCUGAGGUCUUUUUGAGUUCAUCUCUCACAGGCCUCCUUUUAUGCAUGCACUGUUCCUACCUAUGCCAGCAAAAUCGUCAUACAUCCACGCACAAGGUGGAAGUAGGUUUAAUAUCCAACUUCCUAGCCAAUGUUUGUAUUGAAGCCCCGAGGAAAACAUUUCUAAGCCGCCCCCCCCCCCCCCCGCCAGCAUUUCAUUUUAAACACCACUGCUUUUGGUUCCUGAGCAUGUUUCAUAUCACUUUCCCAUCUCCAAAGCUGCCCACGACCUCCUAGUAAACUGUCAGCAGCCAUUCAAAGUCCUUCCAGUGGCAUCUGCAUAGUAAUUGCCCAGAGAUGCUUUAUCCCCGGGAAGCGCGCCAAGGAAUAAACCUUGAAGCACAGUGUAUUAAAUUAGUUAUCUAGUUAGAGCCUUUGGAGCAGCUUCCUGACCAUGGAUCAAGUCUGAAGCUGGAGCCGUCACGACGUAUUGCCACAGUUUGGAUAUGAAGUGGGAGAAAAUUAAAAGUGGAGGAAAGAAAAGAUCCUAUGCCACUGCAAAGCAGUUGGCCAUUUCUUGGCCCGGGUUCGAAGUAUUCCCGUUGUAAUGCCUUCUUCCAUUGUGCUCAUUUGCAUAUGGGGCCCUAAAGCUUGGUCCUUGCUCUCUGUGGCCUGAGUCCUGGCUGCUGAAUAUGAGCUCUUCGCUCUGGCGGUAGGACAGGUCGGGUGCGGUUACUGGCAAGGCCAAGGUGUGCCCCACUGAGCUGUUUGGUCUCUGAGGAGAUCCCGCUUUGGAGCAGGACCCCCGGCGCGUGCACAGGUGGUCCUCACAGCUGCGCCUGGGCAUCCCCUGGAUAGAAAGUAGAGGAGGCCUUGAGACAGGGCUGUCAAACCUUGAUUGAUUUAUAAGAGUGAAGACAAAUGAGUCCCUGUCCUCAUCUGGAAGGGAGCCACAUGAUCAGGGAAGGUGAGCUGUCGCGCAUAGAAUAUGUAUUGAGUGAUGAGCUUUCAAUUUAAUCAGCUAGCGCCGAGAGAAUUUAGUGUCCUCUGUGGUUAUGGAUUGAGAAAGAGAAUUAUGCUUUGGGUACAAAUCUGUCAUCGUUUUCCUGAGUCUCAGACUAUCUCUGGCCUCCUCAGCCGGCCUGGACAGGGGGUGUAGUAGACUUCUAGGGGGUCCUAUGGGGCUAAACCACCACCUCCUGUACAGCCUUUCUCCUACCUGGCUUGUUUUCCCUUCAGUUAAUAAACUCCACUGUAUAGAGGAGGUCAGCAUUUCUUAAGCAGCUAAGCACUUUUCUAACUUAAUAUAAAUUAGUCCAUGCUGAAUUUCUAGUCAUUGAGGAUGUCGUUUAUGAAUACAGAAGCCUAUAUAACCGACUGAUGCCCUCAAUCUGUUUCUUCCCCUUGCAGUAUAGAUCCCAACAUGGUGUGUCUUUUCUCCAAGUAAGGGCUAGUGGGUACAAGUGGGCAGCGGGCAACUGGUUCCUUGUGACCCUGGCUUGCCCUGCUAGGCGAGUGGCCAUCUCGCGGCACAGGUCACAGUGCACCAUUCAUGGGGCUAGGCUGGGCUGGCAGUGGACAUACUGCUGGGGGAUUUUCAGUUGUCCCUUCUUGAUGGGGUAGCUUGUUGGUCCACGCCAGCUGACCUCAGCCCAGGCAUUCUCUGUGGAUCCCAAAGUUGUCCUCGGCUAACAUGCUGAGUGUGCCCUCUUCCCGCUUCCCCUUCCAGACUGACGGGGAAAGCAAGGUCAGUUACUGAUUUCCAUUUGUCGAUGAUGAGCCGAUCACUUGAGGGGGGGUGGGCAAGAAAGCGGAGCCGUUCUGGAGUAAACUCUCGGAGCACAGUUGCCCAGACCGUGUUGCUGCUGGUUUACUCUUCAUCUCUCCUCAGUGCCAGGAGUGGCUCCGCUGGGCUCCUCAGCACAAGACAUCCCCUGACAUGGCAAGUCAUGGCUGUGGCUCUUCAGGGGCCCUUUGGUGCCCCCCACGGUUGUUCUGUUGUCUCCUGCGGUUUUCAUCUAGUGGCUUCCGGUGAGGUGAGGAGGCGUGGUCUUCCGUGGGAGCUGAGCAUUCUCCAGCGGCCUGCAUGUUGGCAGGUGACCACGGACUUGCUGGCUCUGUAGGAUGGCAUGCAUCUCAGUGGAUCUCUGUAGGAUGGCAUGAAUCUUGGUGGAUCUCUGAGCAAGGCAGCAGAGUGCUUUUGUCUUCACCUAAGCCCCUAAGUCCUCGAGGGGCAAAACAUCGUAAGUCAGUUGGUGCAUCUGUUGGAAGUGGCCGCAGUGUGCUUGGCAGAGUGUGAGGGUGUGCCCAAAGACAGCAGCUUCGGUGUGUCCGGUCAGUGCCCGUGCUGCCCCCGCCCUCUCAGCUUUUGCAUUCUCAUUGUAAACUUGGGUAGGUGAGUGUUUUUAUCUAGCGGACUACUUUACUCAUCUUUCUCAGCUUAACAUAGUGCAUUUUAUUUCUGAAGAAUUCCCUAUUAAUCUGAGGACCAGCCCUGGGAGCUCACGGACCAGAGAAGCUAGUGCUGCUUGGUGCCAUAAAGGAGUAGCGGUGGGUCAGCCUCUGCUGCUCAAUUUUGUUCAGGCUCCCCAUUUUAAAAAUAAAUUGAGGAGCCAGAUGUAGUGGUGCAUGCCUUUUCAUUGUAGCACUUGGGAGGCUGAGGUAGAAGGAUCGCUGUGAGUUUACAGCCAGCCUGAGACUACGAAGUGAAUUCUAGGCCAGCCUGGGCUGGAGUGAGACCCGAUCUUGAAAAACCAAAAACCAGUCAAUGUCAAUCAACUGAGGGACACUUAGUUACCAGGCAGGAGGGCCUGGAGCUCAUGGCGGGCUGAAGGGGACAAGCGAUCCUUGGAAAGUGACUCUUCCGUGCACUCUGCCAGCAGGAGCAGUCUUCCCGAAAAGUCCCAAAGCUUGUCCAAAGCAGAGCUGUGCACGGGGGAAUGGAGGGGACCAUAGACCAGUCUGGAGGUUUCCUCUGAUUCGCAGUAUUUUGAACCUUGCAGUGUAUCUCAUAUUCCCUGCCUCCCUUUCUGGGAUGUUGGAAUUAGAAACCAGUGGAGGACAUCUUGGGAAAGAAGUUUCUUGCAGUGUUGGGAUCUAGCUCUUCCUGGUUCCUGAGGGAGAGAGGGAGAGAGAGAGAGAGAGAGAGGUGCUUGGGAUGGACCCCAGGGCCUUGUGCGUGCAAGCCAGUGCUCCAGCACGGAGCUAAUCCCCGGGUCCUUGGGCUGCACUCUGAACGGCCCCUCUUAGCACAGGCAGCACUUGGUGACUGCUUGGCGUGUGUGCCUGUAGCAGCCUCGCCCUGCUAUGCACACCCCCCCCCAGCCCGAGAGCAGAGGGCUCUGCCCUGUGCCCACCCUUAGCUGUUCUUGCUGGUGCACCCUCGGUGCAAUCUUGUACAUUCUGCGCGCAAAAACUGGGAGGGAGGAAGUAGAUGCCUGUUGUGUUAGAAGCGCAGAUGGGACCAUUUUGUGAUGCCAUCAUCUUCCACAUAGGGCUUUGCUGAUCUUGGGUCAACUCUGGAGCGUGCUUUCCCCCAAGAUUACUACUUACACCUCUACUGAAUAUGCACACAGGAAUUCUAAUUUUUAUUUCCCAAAGACAGAAGUUUCUGCCACUCAGUACCAGGGAAGAGAAAGCUUGAUCUCAGUCCCCUGGGAACGGUGGUUGCAGUGGCUCUUGUUCUCACUGAGGGCACCCGCUGUGACGCGGAGGGGCAGCAUUUGCUGCGGUGGCAUGCACAGUCCGGCCCGUCCUGGCUUCUGGCUGGACUGUGUUCCUUUUAGCAGAGCUGCUCUGCAGACUGGCCUCCGGGGAAGGCAGGCACAUCUCUGGGCUGCCCAGGCACCCCAGAAGUGAGCUAUAAGAAGUUAUCUAGAAUAAGCUAUUCAUCUAACGCCUAUGUUAGCCAGUCUUUUUUCCCCAACCUCUUCUUUCAGGGAAACUAAUGCCACCUCAUGCGACAAAAAGUCUAGAGGAGAACACAGGCGCUGGAGCGGGACCUGCCAGUGCCUUAGGGCGGAACCUUUUGCUGACAUCUCAGGAAUGCUCCUUUAGGUUAGCCAUGUGACUCAGGGCACAGGCGUCUGGUGUUCUUGGCAUUUCUCACAGGCCUCCCUCGGCUGCAGCUAGCUAAUAAAUACCUUCAUCACUGAACUGAAAACUGUCCUCAGGAACCCUUUUAUUUCAAGUUGAACACUGUAAAGUUUUAUUGCAAGUCCCUUUGAAGUUUCUUGCCACUGUUGGGAUCCUCAAUGUUUUUAAGCUUGUCCCUUUCAGUCCCAGGUUGCCCUUCAUUAGAGAUGGUUUUCUGUGUGUGCCCUUCGUUCAGGUCAGCCAGUGCGCUUGGAGACACUCUUGAGUGGGGCUUGCCGCUGCAGACGACUGUUAGUGUUAGCCUGUGUGGUGCGUGUCCGUCAGCUAACGGGCGAGUCUGGUUUGUCUCACUGGACUGUUGUUAUUUCAGUAUUUUGAUGCUUUCUUUGUUCUGUCUUUUGUAACAUGUUGUGAAUUUUGGUAUUCUUUAAAAUAAUUGACAUUUAACAGAUUUUAUUUUGAAAGUGUACAGACAAGUCCCCAGCUGAGAAGCCAGUUUGCUUAGGGUUCUUGGGGGAGUCCCCGGACACCUACAGACUUCCAACAUGACUGUAAAUACUGGCAGCAUCAGGUCUGGGGGGCUUUUGUGGGCUAGUCUGUAAGAAAUGCAUUCCACGCUGGGCCUCGGACCCCGAGAACACGCUGUCCGCAGCUGCUCGGCGAGAUGGAAGCCGACUCUCUUUCCUGCUCCGCUGCAGUUGUGGUCUGGGAAGAGGGGCUGUGAUUCGAGGACAGGAGUGACACCAGCAGUCAUGCCAACUGCACUGCGCUCCCUGUCAAGUUAAUGCUAUGAGAAGCCUUAGAGAAGCUAUGCAUGCUCCUCGAGAUGCCGCUGCGCGUCAGCAAAUACGCGUGUGCUUGCCAGUUUCUCCCACAGCUCCGAGGCGUAGGCAGCUGACUUUGACAGUAUUUUUGCACUGUUUCUUACCUGUUUUUAUAAAGUCUUAUUUAGGUAAUGGUUCUCACUGCCCUUGUCGUUGCUGUAAAAUGUUUCAUACGUGCCUUUACAAAUGUGAGAUCUUUGUUCUAACCUGUUUUUGUAAAAGAUAAUCUAUUGAUUCCACAUGCAAUAAACCUUUUUUUCAGAGA
Molecule: messenger RNA, 11037 nt
Organism: Jaculus jaculus (lesser Egyptian jerboa)
Lineage: Eukaryota; Metazoa; Chordata; Mammalia; Rodentia; Dipodidae
Gene: Ptpn14
Product: protein tyrosine phosphatase non-receptor type 14
Exons: 19
Coding region: 274-3843 (1189 amino acids)
Biological process (GO): protein dephosphorylation; lymphangiogenesis
Cellular component (GO): cytoskeleton
Molecular function (GO): protein tyrosine phosphatase activity
Source: RefSeq, a predicted model, not a curated record